This is a messenger RNA of Mycosarcoma maydis (corn smut), 3132 nucleotides long. RefSeq lists its product as uncharacterized. The record is from RefSeq and is a predicted model, not a curated record. Lineage: Eukaryota; Fungi; Basidiomycota; Ustilaginomycetes; Ustilaginales. Gene Ontology annotation, cellular component: cell tip; Golgi to plasma membrane transport vesicle. The transcript has a single exon. Bases 1 to 3132 code for a protein of 1043 amino acids. Gene Ontology annotation, molecular function: guanyl-nucleotide exchange factor activity. Gene Ontology annotation, biological process: exocytosis.
AUGUCGGCAACAAAUGAUGCCGAGCCCAACAAGGCGGAAACCGCCGACGCUAGCAUUCCAGAAUCACAACUGCAGCGCCUCGACCCCGACGCAAUCUUGGCCGACGAGGCCAAUCCUGACGAUGUACUUGGCCAGGAGUCUUCGAUUGAUGCUGAUGUCAAACGCCUCUCCACCAAUGGUGAUCAUGAUCAGGACGACCAAACCGCAGCUCUCAAGCGCGCCUCUGCGGCUUCUGCCAUCUUUAGCAAUGAUCAUUCGAAUCCAAACAGCAAUUCUCGUCCUCAGUCGCAAUCGAUAUCAAUAGCAGGCCAGGAAGGGUCUCGUUCCGAAGAUGUCCCAGCUGCAGCUGCUCCAUCCACAGCCAUGUCCGACAACAUUUCGACCGAAGCACUGCAAGCUCAGAUCAAAGACUUAACCAACCAGGUUACAAGCCUCAAUGAGAAGCUCGUUCGAUCUUUCAACCGUAUCGCAGACCUCGAAGAUGACUAUUCGGACGCACAGGAGCGAGUGCAGGGCAUGUCUGCCAAGAUCAAAGAACUUGAAAAGGAGCGUGCAGAGCAUCUCGAUGCACUCAACACUGGUCUCUUGGUAGAAAAGGCCCAUGUCAGCAGCGAGAUGCAAAGGAUGAUGGAUCGCGUCAUCGAGGAGACGGCGCAACGCGGCAAAGCCGAAAGCGACAAGAGCAAAAUUGAGGCUGAACUCGACGAGCUCAGCUCCAGUCUCUUCAGCGAAGCCAACAAGAUGGUGGCCGUUGAGAGGCUCUCGCGUGCCCGAGCAGAAGAGAAAAGUCGCAACAUGGAGGAGCGUCUCAAGGACACGGAAGGCAUCAUGCUCGAGCAGCAAAGGGUGCUCGCCGACCUGCAGCGUCAAGUCGAGAAGCUCCAGAGUGGUUCGUCCAUGAAGAGCAACGGCGAUGAUGGUGCCUCCAUUGCAUCGGUGGAGAGCGGCGCUGUCAGCUUCCAUCGUCUCAACACAUCGUCCUUGGCCAGGUCGAUCUCUCAGAGAUCAGCAAUGCAGGAUCGCAAGCACAGACCUACCCUCGACCUUGCCGCUGAAGCUCGCCUUAUCAUCAAUAUCGUACCAUACCAGGAAUUCCGCUCCUUCAUCGCCCAUCUACGCAGACUCCGCAAACAACUUGCUCCUUUCUACAACUAUCCGCUUCCAAACAACGGAGGACGCGAAUCGCGCACUGGCACGCCAACUCCUCGUACUGCCUCACCAGCCCUCCAGCAAUCGACCAAUGCUGCUGCAUCGAUGAAUUCACUCCCAACCGCGGCCACAGCUUACAGUCAGGGACUUGGCGGGGCUAUCGUCGCAAGCUCUCCUUUCGCCAUUGCUGGGGUCAGCCGACAUCGUGAUUAUCCCAGUCUGCCAUCCAGUGUAGAGAGUAUGGUUUCUCUGCCGAGUCAGCUUUCAUUACCGUUCAUCAAACGAUCGCAGGAGGAGGAUAUCGAGCCGUGUCUUCGACUCGACUUUGCACCCGGUCUUAACUGGCUGAGCAGACGACAAGCCAACACCGCCAUCCUAGAGGGAAACCUAGUAAUCGAGCCCAUCUUUUCUGGAAGCACGACGAUCGACGAAGACCUCAUCCGCCGAGAGAACGCUCAGCUGCCGCCUGCAGCAUGUUCCAUGUGCGGCAUUCCCAUUGUCAAUGUUCCCUUGCCAGGUGGAGUCGCUGCCACCGCCAUGUCUGCCGAACAGGGCGGCAAGACGUCUUUGGUGCCCAGCAGUAUUGCAACGGCAACCUCAAGUUGGGCCAGCUCGGCUGCUAGCUCGCUCGGCUCUAUUACUGGAUCCAGCAGUGGCAGCAAUUCGGGAACCAUUACACCCAAGCCGUCUCGAGGUGGGCUGUUCAGCUCCUUUAGAAGAUCUUCUUCCAACGUCAAAGCGACGGCAGAAGCAGACGCUGCUGCCAACAACGUCGCGUCGUUGCCUACUACAACUGAUGGCGAUGCGCAAGCGCUUCCGUCCAACGACGCAUUCGUUCUUGCCCAUUUGCCUGUUCCCACUCAUAUCUUCCGCCUCAGCGAGAGUUCGCCAACACGCUACUUGCUCUGUCCACAUCACUGCCUUUUGCGAUUGCGCGCGGCCUGCCAGUACUGGGGCUUUGUUCGCAAUCUCGAACGCUCCGUUGUGCUCGAGGGCAAAUUCAUGCUCGAGGAUCAGCAGCAAGCUUUGGCUAGCACGUCAUCGCUUUAUUCGCAGAAGGACACUACACCAGCACCAGCGGCGAAGAGCGAACAAGUCGAGACGCUGGAAGAGGCGGUCGCCGCUGCCGAGAACAAUGAGGCAGCCGAAAGCGCUAGAGCUGAAGAAGCAAAGAUGGAAGAAAAAGAAGAACAAGAAGAAGUAGCAGCAGCAGCAGCAGCAGCAGCAGAGAAGACUGGGAAUGGAGAGACGGAAGAGGAAAAGAUGGAAGUUGAAAAGCUCAAGGAGAGCGUACACGAGGAGUCAAGCGGUGACGAAGUUGCUCAGGCCACGGCAAACGAAGCGAGUGAGUCCGAGCACACAGACAAGAAGGACGAGACUGCCAACAGCGCGGACGAGAGGUCAGAAGAGGACAAGAAACCGACUGGUGACGAUGACGACUUUGCCGAUGCGCCGUCGUCUCCCAGUACCGAUGUCAAGCUAGCAGAUGCUGAGGCCGAGGAGGAAGAAGUAGCCACUGAGAUUGAAGCGAAGGAAGCUGAUGCACCGCCAAAGCUUUCGGAGACUAAAGACGUAGUAGCCACAGACGCCGCAGUGGCAACUGAAAGCAAGCAAGCUGAUGGGAGCACUGCGAGCACUGCGACCGCAGGCAUCUCUGCGCCACCGCUGCCACGACGCUCGGUCGCUCGCGGUACCGGUACCGGAACCGGGCCCGGGUCCGGGUCUGCCGCCGCCUCGGUCUCGCCCGCUCCCGUCAUUCCGCCCCGACGCCAUCAUACGCCGGGACACGCGCUUCCGCCGCGCACGCCAAGCGACGCUACAGCUGCAGCUGCGCUUCCGCCGCCUCCGAUCACCGCGCUGUAUCUGGACAAGCUGGACAGCAUGGAAUGGGAAGACAAGAUGUGGGCCGAAGUGACCAAGCUCAAAGAGGAGUUGUGGCGAGCCAGGAUCGGGUUGGUCACGCAAGACGGCGAGACGGCGUGA